AUGGGUAGGGAAGCUGGUGGAAGGCAAUGUCUUGGUUUUACGAAAUUAGAUUCUAAAAAUUAUUUGAGAACCAAAAGACAACAAAGUUUAGCAUAUGGGGAAGUAGGCAAUGUGUUGCAAUACUUUAAAGAAAAAUCUUUGCAGAAUCCUUCAUUCUUCUAUGCUGUUCAAUUAGAUAAUGAGGAGCAAAUAACCAAUAUGUUUUGGGCCGAUGCACAAAUGAUCAUGGAUUAUGCCCAAUUUGGUGAUGUUGUCACAUUUGAUACGACUUACAAGUUAAACAAAGAACAUAGACCCUUCGCAUCUUUUGUGGGAUUCAACCAUCACAGGAAAACAGUUAUAUUUGGUGCAGCAUUGUUGUAUGAUGAGACCGCCGAAUCGUUUGUAUGGUUGUUUGAAAACUUUCUAGAGGCUAUGUCAAGGAAGGCACCGAAAACUUUGUUCACCGAUCAAGAUGCUGCAAUGGCUAAAGCCAUACCCAUCGUUAUGCCUGACACAAGUCACCGAUUGUGUACUUGGCAUUUGAUGCAAAAUGCAUUAAAACAUGUUAACUGUUUGUUCCAAGAUAAGGGGGUGAAGGGUGUACUAAAUAAAUUUUUCUUUCACAUUGAAGAUACAAAUCAAUGGAAAUUAGAGUGGGCGGAAAUGCUUGAUAAAUAUGAUGCGCAUGAAAACCAUUGGUUGAAAUUGACUUUUGCGGUGAAAGAAAAAUGGGAAUGGCCUUAUGCUAGAUCAACAUGGGCUGCGGGAAUGAGUACCACACAACUUAGUGAAUCUUUUAAUGCUUUUUUGAAAGAUUACAUUCGUUCGGAUUUCAACUUAAAUGAAUUCUUCAUGCAUUUCGAAAGGGUACUUUACGAGAAGCGAUACAAGGAGUUAAAAGCAGGAUAUGCUUUGUGCCAAAGGUGA
Messenger RNA from Camellia sinensis, 909 nucleotides. NCBI's taxonomy places the organism in Eukaryota, Viridiplantae, Streptophyta, Magnoliopsida, Ericales, Theaceae. The record is from RefSeq and is a predicted model, not a curated record.